This is a messenger RNA of Tetrahymena thermophila SB210, 2328 nucleotides long. RefSeq names its product phosphatidylinositol 4-phosphate 5-kinase. Gene Ontology annotation, biological process: phosphatidylinositol metabolic process. The record is from RefSeq and is a predicted model, not a curated record. Gene Ontology annotation, molecular function: phosphatidylinositol kinase activity. The transcript has 4 exons. NCBI's taxonomy places the organism in Eukaryota, Ciliophora, Oligohymenophorea, Hymenostomatida, Tetrahymenidae.
AUGAAACUAGCUUGGCAAGUUUUAUUUUGCGUGUUAUUGAUUAGUUAAGCUUCAUAAGGAUUUGAAUUUUUAGACUACACAGAAGAACAUAAUUUUAAUUGCUACUCAAACACAACAGAUGAAGAGCGCGCAUAAUAUUAUGACCAAGUGAUAUUGCAUGAAAUAGAUAGAUAUUUAUUUAUUGCAUUCUGUCCAUUAACUAUAAUGGCCACUAGUUUUAUUAUCUAUACCUUUAUCAAAUACCCAGGAACUAGAAAUUCUCCAGGUGAUCUUUUGUUGGGAACGUCUGUUUGUGAGCUACUACUAAAUUUUCAUUGGCUAAUGGCUAGUAUCUAUAGUUUAUCACACGAUGGUGAUAAUCCUGAUCCAAAUGGAUUAUUUUGCAGAUUAAAUUCAAUUUUUAGCAUCCCAUCGGGAAUACUUGACUUUGCCUACAAUUUUAUCCUUAAUAUCUAUAUUUCACUUACUUUAAAGAAUUCUUUGAAAGGGUAUUCCCCUAAAACAAGGUACUGGCAUAUUCUUAUGGUUUUCUCAGCAGCUGUCAUUAUUAUAAUAUUUGAAACAGUACCUAAUUAUGCAGGUAUUAGUGUGUUUGGAACAUGCUCAUACACUUCAAAUAAAUUAGUUUUUGUAACAGGACCUUUAAUAGGUAUUUUUUAUGCUUUAUUAGGAUAUUAUAUGUUUAGAUAGUUUCACAAAACCAUUCCAGAUACAAGACAAAAGUUUGCUAAUAAGAGAUAAGAGUUCUUGAUAUACUACGCAUAUGUUAAAGUUACAAGUUGUAUUUACUUAUUGUUAGGAAUUACAAAUCUAAUGAUUGGACUUAAUUGUUUCUUUUUACACAAUCCAGGUUUAAAUAUAUUUCUCACUAUCACUAAUUUUUUAAAGUUACUUUCUCCUGUAAUUUUAUCGUUAUUGAGAUAUAGAGAUCCUAUCUUAAAGUAAAGAGUACUCUUAGAGUUAAAAAAGUGCAAAAGAAGAUUCAAUAAGAAGCAACAUUGCAGUUCUAUAAAGAAGCAAUUAGUUGAACCUAUUAACAAUGAUGCAAGCUCUGAUUAAUAAAAUAAUUAAGUCAUUUAAAUUACUAAUCAAGCAGAAGUUAAAAAUGACCAAUCCAAAUCUUUUAUACAAGAGGAUUAAUUCAAAGAUAUGAGACAGUUCUUAAGAUAACUGCACCUUACAUCAAUGGUCAGUGGAAUUUUACAAGAAUUCUCUGAAGACAGAGACAAAGAAAGUAUUAAUCAAUUAAGUAAAGAUGACUUUGUUGAAAAAGAUGCUGAUAUAAUUAUUGAUAAUGAUUAGAAUAACUAAGAUUUAGAUGAAUAAUAUGAAAAACUUUCAAUAAAAAUGACUGUAUAUGCUAAAAAAGUUUUCUAGCUCCUAAGAUAAAAAUAUUCUAAUGGAUUAAAUUUUGUAGACUCCUUACAGCUAGAAGCAAACAAUCCUUUGAUUUAAAAAGCUUCAGGAGAGGGAAAAGGAGGAGCAAGUGGUGAAUUCUUUUUCUUUACUCAUGACAAUAACCUUCUAUUGAAAACUAUUAAUUAAAAUGAGUUAGAAGUCCUUUUAGAAAAGUUAGACAAAUUUGUAACUCAUUACGAAUAGAAAGAUGAUUCUUUAAUAACCAAAAUUUAUGGAAUAUUUACAUUCUAAUAAUAAGCUUCUUAUGAUAGACCUAAUCACAUUAUUGUAAUGAGAAAUCUACUAGCAAUAGACAAUAAAUACAUCCAUAGAAAAUAUGAUCUAAAAGGAAGUACAUACAAUAGAUAUGAAUCUAAUAAAAGAAAAGAUAAAAAUUUAAAUGAAAUAGUACUUAAAGACAUGGAUUUUCUAGAGUUUGAACAGUAUAUUAAGGCUACACACCAAAAAAAAUUAGAAAUUAGUUAAACUUUAGAAAUAGAUAGUAAUUACUUAGCAGGUUAAGGUUUUAUGGACUACAGUCUUUUAAUACUUAAAGUUGACUGGAAUUAAUACUUUUUAGAUCUUGAAGAAGUAUAAUAAAAUAAUCAAAAUAAUUAAAACAACCCACAAAAUUUUAAUGUAAAUAACCAACUUAAUCUUUAACAAAAUUAAAUACCAAAUCUCUACGAAAAAGUCAUCGAAAAGUUUGGAUCAAGUUAAUUCAUAUUUUAAUCAGAAGAAAAUCCCUCCUUCUUUUAUCAUGUUGGAAUCAUAGACUACCUGCAGUAGUGGACUAUUAAAAAAGGUUUAGAAAGAUUUUUCAAAAACUGCAUAAAUGGCAAAGACGUUAAUACCUCAUCAUAACCCCCAGGUUUUUACUCUGACAGAUUUAAGAGAUUUGUAAGAAAAAUAUUUGCAAAUAAUAGUUGA